Biomphalaria glabrata is the source of this 1234-nucleotide messenger RNA. RefSeq lists its product as uncharacterized. Bases 328 to 1191 code for a protein of 287 amino acids. Lineage: Eukaryota; Metazoa; Mollusca; Gastropoda; Planorbidae. The transcript is spliced from 2 exons. The record is from RefSeq and is a predicted model, not a curated record.
ACCAGAUAACAUGACCCCAUCCUGGAUUGGACAUGACGCAGAGUUCACACAGUCCUUUGGUACAUUUCACUACAAUGUACAUUUCGUUAUGUAGAGUAUACAUACUAAUAAUGGCUAUGUCUUGGAUUCCGAAGAUUAAGAAUGAGUGCAGUGUUUCACGUGACUACGCAAACCCUACAUACCACUAAGAAGGGAGGUAGAAGUCGCCUCCCCAGUGCUUCAUUAAGCAGGUAGGGAACCAACCAAGCCUAACGUCGAGACUCUCCUGUCCAGACCAAUAUGUAAACUAGUCAACAAUAUCAUGUCAGAACACCAGUCAACAAAGUCAUGUCAGAACACAAUUCAACUAAGUCAUAUCAGAACACCAGUCAACAAAGUCAUGUCAGAACACCAGCCAACAAAGUCAUGUCAGAACACCAGCCAACAAAGUCAUGUCAGAACACCAGUCAACAAAGUCAUGUCAGAACACCAGUCAACAAAGUCAUGUCAGAACACUAUUCAACUAAGUCAUGUCAGAACACCAGUCAACAAAGUCAUGUCAGAACACCAGUCAACAAAGUCAUAUCAGAACACCAGUCAACAAAGUCAUAUCAGAACACCAGUCAACUAAGUCAUAUCAGAACACCAGUCAACAAAGUCAUAUCAGAACACCAGUCAACUAAGUCAUGUCAGAACACUAUUCAACAAAGUCAUGUCAGAACACCAGUCAACAAAGCCAUGUCAGAACACCAGUCAACAAAGUCAUGUCAGAACACCAGUCAACAAAGUCAUGUCAGAACACCAAUCAACAAAGUCAUGUCAGAACACCAGCCAACAAAGUCAUGUCAGAACACCAGUCAACAAAGUCAUGUCAGAACACCAGCCAACAAAGUCAUGUCAGAACACCAGUCAACAAAGUCAUGUCAGAACACCAGUCAACAAAGUCAUGUCAGAACACCAGCCAACAAAGUCAUGUCAGAACACCAGUCAACAAAGUCAUGUCAGAACACCAGCCAACAAAGUCAUGUCAGAAAAAACAAUACCAGGAAAAGUUGUCCUCUAAACAAUUGCUUCUUACCCCGCGGUGUUGAAUCAAAACGUAAGUCACGUAAGACAACUGACAACAACAAAUGUGCAGACAUUAAAACAAAACAAAAAGCUGAAGGUCGGCAAAGUGAACACAAUAUUCUGUUACCUAAUGAGAUGGAUUGAUGUGGACAUAAAUCUACGAUCAUCUUGAAAGAUGAGUUUUAAA